UCCAGUUAGACCCCUAACCUGGGAACCUCCAUAUGCCGAGGGUGUGGCCCUCAAAAGACAAAACAAAAAACAAAAAACAUGAUUUUGAAGCCGGAAACAAAGACCACAUAGUAUGGUUCCACUUAAACGAAAUAUCCAGGGGAGGCAAAUCUGGAGAGACAGGGCAGGUUAAUGGUUGCCUGGAAGGAGGAGGAGUGAGUUUCUUUUUGGAGUGAUUAAGCUGUUCUAAAAUUAGAUAGUGGUGAUGGUUGCACAACUGUGAAUGUACUGAAAACCACUGUACACUUUUAAAAAGGGGAAUUAUAUCAAUAAUGCUGUUUUGAAAACCAGCUUCUAUCUAUUUGUAAGGCAUAUCUUCAAAAUUAACCUUGAAAGAGAUCAGUGGGGGAUGGAGUGCUGUUCCUCAAACCAAUUAACAUUUCACAGAUUGUAUUUUGUCUUUUCUUCAUUUGAGUCCUGGCUUUAAACCAUGCAUGGUCAGGGUCAGAUCCCUCUGGCUGGUUGCCCAGAUGACCGAGAUUCUAAGUAGCUUCCUUGUUCUGUAGACUUAUAUCAAAAAAGAGCCUAUUUUUCCGAGUCUCCAAAGCUGAAGAAUAGAGACAUCGGGGUCAACAAAUGGAUGUAGAAAGCCACUUUCCCUAUAAACCAGUGGGGUGUCAGAAGGGCUUGUUCUAUGGGACUCUUGUUCCUGGGAGAUUUUUUUGCUAAUAGAUGGACAGGCAGCUCAAAGGCCGUGGGGAAGUCAUGUUGCGUUUAGAAAGGCCUCUGUGUCAGGGAUCUGCAGGCAGGCAGUUCCUGACUAAGAAUUCUGUCUCUGUAAGCCUCUGAUUAUUUAUGAAUGAAUCUGAGAGGUAAUAGCAUUUUCACACCAUGGUUUACUCUGUAAACACUGAGGAUAUGCACCAGAGGUGAGAUUCUGGAAUGGCAAACUUGGGAUGGCUUCAGAGGUCACUGCUUGAUGAGUGAAAGAAUGAAGACUGUCUGGCCAGAGAAUAGGACUGAGGACGUGGUGGGGAGUGGGUGUUAGCAUGGAAGAUAGUUGUCAGAAGGCACUGGCCAGCAGCCCUCCUCUGCCCUGAAGGCCGAUAUCACUAGUGUGCUGCUUGGGUCCAUUUAAAUCAGACAAUGGACAUCUGGCCCAUCUGUGGAAAUGCUGGCAAAGGUGAUGGGGGACCUUACCCCACUCUGCUUUCAGCUUCAUUUAGAGCAAUCUUUCCUUUGUGUUCUGGAUUCUUGAAUGACCUUUACAGUGGCUCGUACUCUCACAAAGCCCCUCAGAAAUUGUCACUUGUAUAUAGCAUAAGAUCAAGAAGUGCCUUUACAUUUUUGUCAUCAUAGCUUAUAUUGAUAUAUUACCAAAAAAUGUCCUUAUGGGGGUCCAUUUUGAUCAGAUGGAUGAAACUUUCAGAUCUGAUUAUAGAACCCUGGAAGUCUAUUUAUGUUUUUUUUUCCUAGCUGUUUUUGUGCUCAUCAGAUUGUUCUUCACACUGGUCUGUAUAGGUAUAAAUUAAGAAGAUAAAAAUAAAAUAUGACUUAGAAGUACAUCAGGAUAAAAACUACUGUAGCAUCUAAUAGUGUCUGCUCAUAUCACUGCCACGUAUAUCCCCUUGAUGAAUACUCAGAGCCCUCAAGAAAUUCUAUUAAAGUGGGAAAAUAUUUAUUCUAAUUAAUCAAUUUUGAGGUACACAUUUCCCCCAUUUUAACCACCCUGAAAUGUUUAUAGGUCCUACAGUUAAUGGCAUCUUGCACUGAUUUUUUUUCUUUUUAUAACUUGGUGCAUCUUACAAUAAACUGUAUCAAGUUCUAGAUUUGAUGGGAUGCAGUAAAUGAUAUUAGUUAUUGAAUUAAGAAAGUUCAUCCUCCUCAUUCUUUCCUCUCUGCCCCAAGAUGUACCUGUUGAAUCCAGGUCAUCCUUACACAGCAACUAGGAGCUUCCAUAUUAUCUUCCUCCAGGGAGAACCAAUGAAACAUCUUUUUGUUUCUGCAGGUUUUUAUUGAGAGAGAAGCAGAUCUUCUAGCCUUGGAUCCCUGACUACAAAAGAUAGGAUGCACUGUCUCAAUGACCUGUAAGGGUCAUCUCAGCAUUUCCAUCCCGUCUGUCCCCAAGGUUUCACGUUAGGGAGGAACUUGGGCCCUUGUUUGGCUCUCAGGGUGCUGUGCCCCGUACAGCUGAAGGUGCUUCUUGUCCGAGAUGGACAGUAUUACCUAGCGUUAUGCUAGCCUGAGGAACAUGAAUGACAUGAAGAGUAACCAAGAGCUGUACCAGCAGUACACUGCCAAGGCCCCCAAGCUGCUGGCCCGCAUCUCCAGGCUGCUCCUUGUUUGCCGGAAUGCAGGCAUUUCUGUACCCAAGGGCAUCAGAAACAUCUUUGAGUUCUCUUGGGAAGAGCUGAUCGCUGACCCCCUGAUCCCUACCCCAUCUGACAUCCUGGGCCUGGAGAUCAGCAUUGGAGCCCCGCCCGAGGUGCUCAUGGAACCUGCCCCUGUGCCGGCCCCCGUCCAAAAGAAGCCACCCCGGCCAGCACCCCUGCUGCCGAUGAUGUCCGCCUCUACUGGGCCAGCCAAGUUCCCUAUGCACCCUCCCCAACAUGGCUACCAGGAGCUCUCCAGCCAGGAGACCCUGCAGAGGUUCCAGCGGCAGUCUAUUCACCUGCUGACUGAGCUCCUCGCCCUGAAGAUGAAGGCCAUGUUGGAGUCCAUAUCUGGUGUCAACCCCCUGGACAUUACAAGGCGCUUUGUAGAGGCCAGCCAGCUCCUGCACCUCAGCGCCAAGGAGAUGGCUUUUGACUGCCUGAUUGGCACCGUCAGGAAAAGUGGCUGUGGUGGUGGACAGAUGGGGAAAGAGUCCUCCACGAACAUCUCAGCUGUGGGAGUGAACUCACCCUACCAGCUUGUCUACGAGUCUUCUACUGGUUGUCUGAGCUUUUCCCUCUCAAGCAGGAGGGAAAUCAAGAAAAAAACAGGCAAGAAUUUAGAAGAGGUGGUCAUGACAUCCUCACCGAGAGGAGGGGAGACCUCCGCCUCUGAUGUUGUAGAGUUCAGCGACCCCUGCCCCGAAGCCCGGGAGAAACUGCAGGAGAUGUGUCGCCUCAUAGAUGCUGAAAGGGUCUCAUGGAAAGGGAGGAAUAUCUUCUACCCCAUGAUCUUACGCAACUACAAGGCAAAGAUGCCCUCUCAUCUAAUGGCAACCAUAAAAGGGGAUGCUCAGACCCUGAACUCCCACCCCUCUCACCCCCCAGUGGCUCAGACUUCCACUCCUACCCCUCACCAGCCUCCUGCCCACCACCUUCACUUGGGCCGGCAUUCUCAGGAGUGGAAGGGACCCAAGAAGUCCAUCAAGUUGCAUUACACCUUCUAUGAUGGGUCCUCCUUCGUUUACUAUCCCUCUGGGAACAUUGCCAUGUGUCAAAUCCCCACGUGCUGCAAAGGGAGAGCCAUCACCUGCCUCUUUAAUGACACACCCAGCUUCUCCUUCCUGGCCAUGUUCAGUGCUGAAGGCCAGGGCUGCGUUCAGCAUAACCUAAAGGCCAGCUGCCCAUACGUCUUGAUCUUGGAUGAGGAAGGCGGAACUACCAAUGACUACAAAGGCUAUGUAGUCCACAAGUGGAGCUGGACCUCCAAGACAGAGACUUUGCUCUCUCUGGAAUACAAGGUGAAUGAGCAAAUGAAGCUGACGGUGCUAGGGCAGGAUUCCAUCAUGGUCACCUUCACCUCCUUGAAUGAGACAGUAACACUCCCCAUAUCGGCCAACAACUGUCCCCAUGGGACAUCUCACGAUAAACGGAUGACCCACAGAAUCAGCAGCAUGGACGAAAAGUUGUCUAAGAUGAGCCGGGCCCUGGCAGAGAUCAAGAGGCGGUUUCAGAAGACAGUGUCCCAGUUCAUGAACUCUGUCCUACUGGCGGCAGGCCUGUUCACUAUAGAAUAUCCAGUAAAGGCAGAGGCAGAAAUCAAUGGAACCAGGGUAAGAUCUGGGCCCUAUCUUGAGCGGGGCACCAAGCUAAGUUUACACCCCGGAGAAAUCGUCUUAUUACGAUCUCAGUCUGCCCGACCUGAAUCCUCGAUUGGAGAGUCUUCAAAAGAAGAGCCAGGGUCAGCUCCUGUGAGCCCCACUCGGAAGAAGACUGUCAAGGUCAAAGCCAAGGCCACGGUCACACCCAGAGGGAAGGCUGGAGAGGUACGCAGCCCCACCAGGUGGGCAGCCUCACCCUCCGACUGCCCGCUGGUGCUGAGGAAGCUCAUUCGCAAGGAGGAUGUCAGAGCCGGCUGCAAGUGCAUGGUGAGGGCGCCCCUGGUAUCCGACGUGGAGCUGGAGCGCUUCCUGUCAGCGCCCCGUGACCCCAGCCAGGUGCUGGUGUUUGGAAUAGUGUCAAGCAAGAACCCCACCAAGUCAGGGCAGCUCCAGUUGCUGCUGGACAUGCUCUACAAUCACCGGCAGCAGGGCCGCGCCUCACCCUGCAUCCAGUGCCAGCAUGACCCCUACCGGCUGCUGCAGUACGACCUGGACAGCCCCCUGCAGAGGGCCCCACCCCUGCUGGUGAAGAAGUACGCUGUGUUGCAGGCAUGCAUUUUGAUGUUCGCUGGAGGAAAGCUCCUUUUUGGGGGCUGCAUUUUGAAUGGAUAUGGCUUCAGCAAGCAGAAUCUAUUGAAACAGAUCUUCCAGGCACGACGGGACUGCAAGAUGGGCCACUUCCUGCCUGAGAAUUACAAAUUUAGCAUUUCAGCCUCCAACCUGGGCCUGGAAGAGCCCGACUCAACCAAGAAAGCAAUGAUGGAAGAGGUCCAGGGAAGCUACUCUUCAUCAGCCUUAGGGGACAAGAUGGAGCAGCCCUCCCCUGAAGCUGAGAAGUAG
This is a messenger RNA of Sus scrofa (pig), 4852 nucleotides long. The record is from RefSeq and is a predicted model, not a curated record. Lineage: Eukaryota; Metazoa; Chordata; Mammalia; Artiodactyla; Suidae.